This is a messenger RNA of Penicillium argentinense, 849 nucleotides long. RefSeq lists its product as uncharacterized. The transcript has 4 exons. The coding region runs from base 1 to 849 and encodes 282 amino acids. NCBI's taxonomy places the organism in Eukaryota, Fungi, Ascomycota, Eurotiomycetes, Eurotiales, Aspergillaceae. The record is from RefSeq and is a predicted model, not a curated record.
AUGAACCACCUGCCCCAAAAACGUGAGAACCUGGAAUCGAUCAGCCUCGUCACGCAGAUUCUUUGUUUCACUAUUGUUUCGCCGCUUAUUAUUCUACGGCUGUUUGCAAAGUUCAAGUUGCAUCACCCCUUCGGUGUAGAGGAUGCCGGCAAUGUUAAUUCAUACAGCACGGGCGAUGAGAUCAAGUUCAAAAUAUUUUACAUUGCGACCAUGUUUUACGUUCCAAUGGUUCUCUUGGUCAAGACAUCCCUUAUUUAUACACUCAUACGACUAUGGAGCCCUUAUCGGGCCAAGGUUGUCUCUCUCUACAUCUUCUUGACUAUUCUUUGCGGCUAUUACACCAUCAUCUUUCUCGUCAAAGUCUUCACCUGCAACCCGAUCCACUUGUUCUGGCAAACCGACAACCACGAUGGGACAUGUCUUAACCGGGCCGCGAUCAUCAUCGCCGACUCUGUGAUCAGCGUCGUCACUGAUUUGGCGAUCCUGAUAUUCCCCAUUGCUCUGACUUGGACUUUGCACAUGCCAGUGUCUAAGAAGGUGCACGUGAUUGCUAUUCUGGGAGCUGGCAGUUCUGCGAUUGCUUUCAGUAUUUAUCGCUUGAUUCUGGUAAUUCGCGAUAAAGAUACUUCUCAUCACGUUCAACUUUUCAUGAGAGUCUUACUUUCAGAUAAUGCGGAGGGUGGUCUAGGACUUAUAUGCACAUGUAUUCCCGCAGUCAGUAAACUAUCCAGCGAGAUGAGCGGAAGAUACAAGCGCAAACACCGGAAAUGUGGCUUACCAAAUUGCCUGUGGACAUGCUCUCGUCCCGCUCGAGAUCAUGAUGAAGAAGGCGUGGAUGCGUUGACAUAG